This is a messenger RNA of Fusarium redolens, 1893 nucleotides long. Its product is annotated as membrane dipeptidase-domain-containing protein. Gene Ontology annotation, molecular function: metallodipeptidase activity. The coding region runs from base 317 to 1783 and encodes 488 amino acids. Gene Ontology annotation, biological process: proteolysis. The transcript is spliced from 4 exons. NCBI's taxonomy places the organism in Eukaryota, Fungi, Ascomycota, Sordariomycetes, Hypocreales, Nectriaceae. The record is from RefSeq and is a predicted model, not a curated record.
UUCUUGUUUUCUUAAAUCAAACAUCAAAAAUCUUCCUUUAUAAACUAAAUGAUGUACAAAUUUAAUAAUAUAUCUUGCAUUUGAUGUGACCAUCCUCUUCUUGAUUGAAUCAAAUCCUAGGACAAUUGAUAGAUAGCCUGAGCAUACCAUAUUUGUCAGCCCGUGAGCUCAGGGUGUUACACCUUUAUCCCUGUGCCAUUUAACUUUGCCCAACUCAACGACUUCAACUCAUUUACAGCAUCAUAUCACUUCACUUUCUUACUCACAUCGACCUUUCCUUACAUUGAUUCAUUGUUUGUUUUAUUUUGUCAUCACAAUGGGGCGGCAGGAACCUCUCCUAUCAUACAACACCACUCGUUCCUCGAAAACCAGGGGCGCAAAUAGAUCAGUCAAGGGAGGAUUACUAUCUCAGCUUCAUACAGGCUCACAUCAUGAAACUCCCUCUACACCGAAAUUGACACCUCGAAAGACUAUUAUAGCUAUUUUUCUCGCACUUCUAGGACUCAGUUUGUUGCACCGGCCAGUCAGUAAUCGUUACAAUGGCGUUCCUCGCUAUGGAAACGGAUUGCGAACGCCUGAGGAGCGAGCACGACAUAUUCUCAGCCAUACACCAUUGAUAGACGGGCACGUUGACUUUCCAAUCGUGCUACGUUUUGCAUACGGGAACCAGAUCUAUGAUGACAACUUCACUCAGCCUUUUGAGCAGGGCGAGCUUCCUGGACAUGUUGACUUGCACCGUCUUCGCCAGGGUCAGAGCGGUGGUGCAUUUUGGAGUCUUUUUGCUCCAUGUCCAUCAAAUGGUUCCGACUUCUCUGACAAGAACUAUGCUUCCAGCGUACAGUUCACAUUGGACCAGAUUGAUGUCAUGACGAGGCUGCAGGCGGCCUAUCCUAGCCAUUUUUCUGAAAAGGUCGACAGCUCCAACGCCUUCGAGGCCUUCAACCAGGGCAAGCUCAUCUCACCCUUUGGUAUCGAGGGCCUGCAUCAAAUCGGCAACAAGGUAUCUAACCUUCGUCGGUUCCAUGAGCUUGGUGUGCGCUAUGCUACAUUGACCCAUAACUGCCACAACAAAUUUGCCGAUGCUGCAAUCUUGUCAGACCCUGAUCGAAAGGCUGAGCCACUGUGGGGAGGCGUGAGUCCCCUGGGUCGCAAGCUUGUUCGCGAGAUGAACCGCAUCGGCAUGAUUGUUGAUCUUUCUCAUGUCAGUGAGGAUACUAUGUUGGAUGUGCUAGGCGGUAAGGAUGAAUGGACUGGCUCUGAAGCCCCCAUCAUCUUCUCUCACAGCUCCGCCUGGAGCGUCUGCCCUCAUCCCCGAAACGUUAAAGACAAUGUUUUACAACUGGUCAAGAAGCGAAACUCCCUAGUCAUGGUCAACAUUGCUCCUGACUUCAUCUCUUGUGUUGAUACCGGAAAGGAAAAUGGCCUUCCUGAGUUUUACCCCCAGAACUCGACUCUUGCACACGCAGCUCAGCACAUCAUCUAUAUCGGUAACCUUAUCGGGUACGAUCAUGUUGGUAUCGGUACCGACUUUGACGGUAUUCCAUCUGUUCCUGAGGGCCUUGAAGAUGUCACCAAAUAUCCUGACCUGAUCGCCGAACUCCUUCGACAGGGUGUCAGCAAUGUUGAUGCAGCCAAGGUUGUUGGAGGUAAUCUGCUGCGUGUGUGGAAAGAUGUCGACACUGUUGCUGGUAAGUUGCAGGCCAAGGGACAGCUGCCGCUGGAGGAUGAUUUGCCAAAGAUGAAAUUUGACGAAGCUCAGGAGGCUUCUUUGGGGAAUGCGUAAAGUUGAUAGUACCGCGCUUGAACACGGCGAUCUAGAAUUCAUUUCCAUUUGAUCGUACAUUGUAUAUACAAGUCUUGUACAACAAGGAGAUAGCCUGGCUUGCUUUUUCU